AUGCAUUCAAAAACAAACACCAAAAUCCUACACGGUGAUGUCAAACCAGCAAAUAUACUUUUGGAUGAUAAGUUUGUCCCCAAGAUCUCGGACUUUGGCAUAUCAAGGUUGAUUGCGGGAGACAAAGACCACACCGGAAAAGUUAUCGGUGACUUGAGCUAUAUGGAUCCAGUAUAUCUACAGCCAGGCCUGCUAACUGAAAAGAGUGACGUCUAUAGCUUCGGAGUGGUGUUGUUGGAACUUAUUAGUAGGAAGAAGGCCACACAUUCUGACAAUAACAACUUAGUAAAGAGCUUCCUCGAAGUUCACAACAACGAGAACAGAGCAACCAACUUGUUUGACAAUGAAAUUGCGGCAGCGGAAGACAUGGAGCUUCUUCAAAAUCUGACAGGAAUGGCAGUCGAGUGUCUGAACCUUGACGUGGAUCAAAGACCAGCGAUGGCAGAUAUAGCACACCGCCUUCUAAUACUGAACAAGUCUCGUAGAUGGAGCAAUCAUCGUCACAUUAGCGUAUAA
Triticum turgidum subsp. durum (durum wheat) is the source of this 516-nucleotide messenger RNA. The record is from the annotation of a GenBank genome assembly. Lineage: Eukaryota; Viridiplantae; Streptophyta; Magnoliopsida; Poales; Poaceae.